AUGAUUAUUCGGAUAUUGGCCAUCGCUGCUUUAUAUUAUCCAUUGAGUAUCGGAUUGACUUUUUAUCAGAAAUGGCUACUGAAGAACUACAAAUUCCCGCUGAUGGUCGUUUGUGGUCAUUAUUUGAUCAAGUAUGGAGCUGCGAUAUUUAUCCGUUUUCUCUGCGAAUUGUGCGGACCAAGAAGGGUGCGAUUGUCGUGGAAAGAACAGCUCCGAUGGCUUGCCCCAAUUGGUAUCUGUGCCUCACUUGAUAUCGGAUUAUCGAAUUGGGCAUUGGAAUAUGUAACUGUUUCUUUGUAUACAAUGGCCAAAUCAAGCGGAAUUCUCUUCAUCGUCGCUUUCUCGUUAUUGUUGAGAUUGGAAAAAUGGCGAAUCUCAUUGGGUAUGGAAGCAGCUUUUAUCGCUUCUGGUCUUUUCCUUUUCACUUGGCGAUCCUCACAAUUGGAUUUAACCGGUCUUCUACUGGUUGAGCUAGCUGCAGCUUGUACGGGUGUUCGGUGGAGUGUCUCACAAUUAGUUAUGCAAAACGAGGACAAUCACGCGAUCAGAAACCCUCUUGACAUGGUGGCUCACGUUCAACCGUGGAUGUUGAUCCCGAUUGUACCGUUGAUUCUAAUGUUUGAGGGCAGUAAAAUGUCCGUGAUUGAUCCGUUCGUGUAUCAAGGAGAGUACGCACCGUUGACCAUUUUCGCAUUAGUGUUCAUCGGUGGAAUGAUCGCGCUAUCGAUGGAGUUGGCUGAAUACCUGCUCCUUGUGCAAACUUCAGGGAUGACACUCAGCGUCUUCGGCAUCAUAAAGGAGGUCUUCACUCUCCUCCUUGCUCAUUUCGCUCACGGCGAUCAAAUCUCCGGAGUGAAUCUCAUCGGUUUAUUGGUUUGUAUGGGUGGAGUAGCGUUGCACGGAAUGAAUCGACAUCGACAACAUUCCCGUUUGAUCGCUUCAAAAGCGAAAGCGAAAAGCUCAUUUUCGGCUGAGGACUUGGAUUUGAUGCAUUUAUUGGAUGGAAGUGAUGAGGGAAAUGGUGAAGAGAUG
Molecule: messenger RNA, 1032 nt
Organism: Mesorhabditis belari
Lineage: Eukaryota; Metazoa; Nematoda; Chromadorea; Rhabditida; Rhabditidae
Source: the annotation of a GenBank genome assembly